AUGACCGACUCUGUCUUGGGUUCUUUCAACAUUUCCAAGCCAGCCACCCAAGCCAAACCAACUACUGUUAUAGGUACCACCAUCCCAAUGCCAUCGAGUUGUAUCAACAAUACCGAUCUCCAAAAUUUCUUUGGAGUCUCAUCAACCAACCCAGGUAUGGCUUCAAUGAUGGCCCAUUUCAAUUGCAAAGGAAAUGGUCCAACUUGUAAAUCGUUCACCUUUGACCAACCAGUCUCUGGAAUGUGUCUCAUGGUUGCCAACGUCGAUGGUUACGACAAAUUAACUUUUGAAAGUUCAUUGAAUGGUACACCAAACAACCCCAACGACUGGAAGAGUCUUCAUUCUGGAAACUUCAACGACAACGGUACCGCUUGUCCACCAAUGGAGGAGCGUAAGACUGCUACCCAGACCCAACUUGGUUGCUUCGAAAAGCAAUGUGACAAUCCAAACUACCAGAUCUACCAGUUCAAGGGUGACACUGACAACAUCACCUUCUGUUACACCUCGUUCUCUGACUCUGAAGUUGUCUACUAUGCAUUGACCAAAUGCCAAGACGGUGUUGCUCCAACUCCACUUCCAUUCGCCAUUUAUGCCCUCAGUGGUUAUGCCUUCAAUGAUAUCAACAAGAAUGGUCUCUACGAUAUCGGUGUAGAUACCCCAAUCUCAGGAAUCACAGUAUCGUUGGUUAACCCAGCUACCGGUGAAACCCCACUCGACGGUUACUCUAACGUAGUUACCCCACAGGUCACCAACAGAGCUGGUUAUUACAUCUUCCAAAGUUUGAGAGCCAAUAUCUACACUGUCAAGUUUGGAUACCCAGCUGGAACCAAGGCCACCAUCCAACCAAAUCCAAACAAAGCCAACACACCAAAAUCCAACAAGAUGGACGACACCUUGUCGACAUUUAGAAUUCAACUUACCAAUGGAACAACCUCAGAGGUUGUCAGCGGAGAAGUAAGUGCAACAUCAGGUAUCAUGAAGAUUCUAAGAGAUGUAAAUGGAGGUAUCCAAUAA
This is a messenger RNA of Heterostelium album PN500, 1014 nucleotides long. RefSeq lists its product as uncharacterized. The record is from RefSeq and is a predicted model, not a curated record. NCBI's taxonomy places the organism in Eukaryota, Evosea, Eumycetozoa, Acytosteliales, Acytosteliaceae. The coding region runs from base 1 to 1014 and encodes 337 amino acids. The transcript has a single exon.